GGACAAUAUUGAUGACCAAGUGUUGCUCCUUCUCCUUCCUGUGAGUCCAGCUUUGUUCUCCUGAUGUGUUUCCAUUCCCAACUCAGACGCAGCUCUCACUCUGCUUCAUGACACCAUCAGCAUCCAGGAAACCACAGACCACCAUGCAGCAUUCAUGAUCACAGGAGAUUUCAGCAGCUGCAGCUCAGACUGAACACACUGAAGACUUUCAGCAAGACAACAUCCCAACAAACAAGGAGACACACUGGGAGAGAUGAGAGCUUUCAUACAUGAUGUCUGCAGAGCUUCCUUCAGACCUGCUUUGGAUCUUCAGAGCACAUUUCUGAUGUUUCUGCCAAGGAUCCAGACAGGAGCUCAGAGCAACGUCUCCAAGACAGUUCAGGUAUGAUCUCCUGAACAUCAGCUCAUAUUACAGGACUGUUUUCUUCUCAUUCAGACACUUUUUAAAUCUGCAUCCAAUCAUGAAGAAGCAGCAAACUUUAUUCCAGUUGAUCCUGAGGACAACAUGAAGAUCUGAACUAACUCCCAGAUCCAGUCCAUGUGGACUAAAGUAGUGGACCGACCCACUGACUGACAUCAACAUCAGAACCAUGCUGCUAGUGUGGCUAAAAGAGAAGAGAAGAAGAGACAGUCAUGUUGAUGUGAACAUUAGAGAAACACAUCAUGGAGCUGAAAUAUGGUCCUGCUUCAUCAUUUGGACCGGUUCACCUCAGCUGACCCAUUCAACAGCAGACUGGGUUUUGGAGCAGUCUUUCUCACUGUGUGGAGGGUUCUGGUACCACAUCUUUGGUUCUGGAACCAGACUGUAUGUUUCAGGUAAAUCGGUGAAGAAACCCGAGGUGACUGUGUGCUCGGUGAAAACAGAACCCACCAUGGAGGGAAAGACCGCUCUGAUGUGUCUGGCCUCAGACAUGUUUCCUCCUCUGGUCCAGAUCUCCUGGAAAAGGCAGGAGAAGAACAACAAGCAGGAGCAGCUGCCCCCUGCUGAGGAGAAACAGGUGGAGUUCAGCGGGUCAGAACGUUCUGCCAUGGUCAGGCUGGUUAAUGAUGAUACUCUCUACAAUUAUGAAUACAUCUGUGAAGUUAUACAUGAGGGCGGCAAAGUGAGGAACCAAACCCUGACCCAAGAACCUCUAGAACUUCCAGGUCCAACAACCACGUCUCCACCAGUAGCAGCAACAUCUCCACGUUCUGGUCUACCAGCAGGUUCUGGUCCACCAGCAGGUUCUGUCCCUCCUCAGCUGCCAGUGAAGCUGUCAGUGUCCUUCCAGUCUCAGUGCAGGGUGAAGCUGCUCUGCCUGCUCUACACGGUGCUGAUAGUGAAGAGUCUGGUGUACUGCUGUGGACUCUCUCUGCUGAUGAUGCUCAGAACCAAGGGACCGUCCACCAUCUGAACACCUGCUGACUCACUGUUUUCUCUCCAACUUUUAGUACCAUCACAUCUCAGCGAUUUAUCUCAUUCACCACUUUAAUCAGUAUUAACAAAUGUUAUUAAAGACAAACUAGAAAAUAAAUUUGAUUUCAUUUUGCUGCUUUUUAUUCAAAUAAUUAUUUCUUGCUUUUUAUUUUUUAUACACUGUAAACACAGAGUGUUAAAGGUUCUGUACAUUGAUUAAAAAGUAUUUUAAUAAACUCAAAAAUAUAA
Girardinichthys multiradiatus is the source of this 1645-nucleotide messenger RNA. RefSeq lists its product as uncharacterized. The transcript has 4 exons. Lineage: Eukaryota; Metazoa; Chordata; Actinopteri; Cyprinodontiformes; Goodeidae. The coding region runs from base 591 to 1394 and encodes 267 amino acids. The record is from RefSeq and is a predicted model, not a curated record.